AUGUGUGGUACUCGACGCGCUGAGGCGGCCGGUUCGACUAAUGUUCCUGGCCGUGAGGUUCUGCCUACCAACGUCAAGCCCACUCACUAUGACUUGACCCUUGAACCAAACUUUGAGACAUUCAAAUAUGACGGAACCGUAAUUAUUGACCUACAGGUCGCCGAAGACACAACGUCCAUUUCUCUCAACUCCACUGAAAUCGACAUUCACACAGCUACUGUUUCCGCCCAAGGAUCAGUAGUCAGCUCUUCGCCUGAGAUCUUGCUUAAUAAGGACAAGCAAGAGGCCACCAUAAAGUUCUCUGAAACCAUCUCUGCCGGUUCGUCAGCUCAGCUCAAGCUGACCUUCACCGGCACGCUCAAUGACAAUAUGGCCGGUUUCUACCGCUCGUCUUACAAGACACCGCAAGGAGAGACAAAGUACAUCGCCUCGACGCAGAUGGAACCGACCGAUGCCCGCCGAGCUUUCCCUUGCUUCGACGAGCCCGCGCUCAAGGCCAAGUUUACUGUUAGUCUGAUUGCGGAUAAGAGCAUGACCUGCCUCGGUAACAUGGAUGUUGCUUCAGAGCAGGAGCUUGAGGGUGGAAAAAAGAUUGUCAAGUUUAACACAUCCCCGGUUAUGUCAACAUAUCUGGUGGCUUUCAUUGUUGGCCAUCUCAACUACAUUGAGACUAAGAACUUCCGCGUCCCCAUCCGGGUAUAUGCUACACCGGACCAGGACAUUGAACACGGUCGGUUCUCUCUAGAACUUGCGGCGAAGACACUGGCGUUCUACGAAAAGGCCUUCGAUAGCGAGUUCCCGCUCCCGAAGAUGGAUAUGGUUGCGGUGCCCGAUUUUAGUGCCGGAGCCAUGGAGAACUGGGGCUUGAUCACGUACCGUAUUGUGGAUGUGCUUUUGGAUGAGAAGACCAGCAGUGCCUCGCGGAAGGAGCGCAUUGCUGAGACCGUUCAGCACGAGCUUGCCCACCAGUGGUUUGGAAACCUGGUUACCAUGGAUUUCUGGGACGGCCUCUGGCUCAACGAAGGUUUUGCCACCUGGAUGUCCUGGUAUUCUUGCAACAGCUUCUAUCCCGAAUGGAAGGUCUGGCAGACGUACGUUAUCGACAACCUGCAAAGUGCUCUUUCUCUUGAUUCGCUUCGCAGCAGUCACCCCAUUGAAGUACCUGUGAAACGUGCGGAUGAAAUCAAUCAGAUUUUUGAUGCCAUCUCUUACUCCAAGGGAUCCUCCGUCCUGCGCAUGAUUUCCAAGUAUCUGGGUGAAGAUAUCUUCCUCCAGGGCGUUCGUAACUACAUCAAGAAGCAUGCUUAUGGCAAUACACAAACUGGCGAUCUUUGGUCCGCUCUUGCCAAUGCCAGUGGCAAGCCUGUUGAAGAAGUUAUGGAUAUCUGGACAAAGAAUGUUGGAUUCCCUGUAGUCACCGUCUCGGAGAACCCUACCUCUUCGUCCAUCAAGGUCAAGCAGAAUCGAUUCCUUCGCACAGGCGACGUCCGUCCUGAGGAGGAUACCACCAUCUUCCCAGUCAUGCUUGGCUUGCGCACGAAGCAGGGUGUCGACGAGGACACUCUACUGUCUGAGCGGGAGGGCGAGUUCAAGCUUCCAGACCUUGAUUUCUACAAGCUCAACGCUGACCAUUCCGCUAUCUACCGCACGUCGUACACCCCAGAGCGUCUUACCAAGCUCGGUGAGGCUGCCAAGGCGGGCUUGCUUACCGUUGAGGAUCGCGCAGGUAUGAUCGCUGACGCCGGUGCCUUGGCUGCCUCGGGAUACCAGAGCACUUCCGGACUCCUCUCACUGCUGGCUGGAUUCGACAGCGAACCUGAGUUCGUUGUCUGGAAUGAGAUUUUGACCCGUGUAGGUGCUCUUCGCGCUGCUUGGGUUUUCGAAGAUGCCCAGACCAAAGACGCAUUGGAGGGGUUCCAGCGCGCUCUGGUCAGCGACAAGGCGCACACACUGGGCUGGCAGUUUUCUGAGAACGACGGCCACAUCAUCCAACAGUUCAAGGCUCUGCUGUUCAGCGCCGCCGGAAAUGCCGGAGACAAAACUGUGGUCCAGGCCGCCCAGGACAUGUUCCAGCGCUUCGCUGCUGGUGAUAUUAGCGCCAUUCACCCGAACAUUCGCGGUAGCGUCUUCUCCAUUGUUCUGAAGAACGGCGGUAAGAAGGAAUACGAUGUCGUGUAUGAUCGCUUCCGCAACGCCCCCACCUCUGAUGAAAAGACUACCGCUCUCCGCUGCCUUGGCGCCGCCGAAGACCCUGAGCUCAUCCAACGCACUCUUGGCCUGGCUCUUGGUGAUGAGGUCAAGAACCAGGACAUUUACAUGCCACUUGGUGGCCUUCGCAAUCACGCCGCCGGUAUCGACGCACGUUGGGCUUGGAUGAAGGACAACUGGGACACCCUCUACCAACGCCUACCCCCCGGACUAGGCAUGCUCGGAACUGUUGUUCAGAUUUGCACUGCUAGCUUCUGUACGGAAGAGCAACUCAAGGGUGUGCAAAACUUCUUCGCAAACAAGGAUACCAAGGGCUACGAUCGUGCUAUUGAGCAAAGUCUCGACGCAAUUCGCGCCAAGAUCAGCUGGGUCCAGCGCGACCGUGCUGAUGUUGGAUCAUGGUUGAAGUCGAAGGGAUACCUUCCGGGUAAUGGCAAACUAUAAGCCAGGGAUGAAGGCAUUAUAUCAAGGACAAUGUCAGCAUACAAUGCAUGGCUACUUACUAGUCUAAAGGAA
Molecule: messenger RNA, 2724 nt
Organism: Aspergillus nidulans FGSC A4
Lineage: Eukaryota; Fungi; Ascomycota; Eurotiomycetes; Eurotiales; Aspergillaceae
Product: M1 family metallopeptidase
Exons: 3
Coding region: 1-2652 (883 amino acids)
Biological process (GO): proteolysis
Molecular function (GO): zinc ion binding; metallopeptidase activity
Source: RefSeq, a predicted model, not a curated record